AUGGAAUCCAAAAUCACAUCACCACCCCCACCACCAUGCCCCAUCAAGUUUGACCUCCCAUCCUUUAACGGUGAAGACGCACUAGGCUGGAUUUUCAAAAUAACUCAGUUCUUUGACUUCCACAUGACACCACCAGACCAGAGAACACAGAUUGCUUCCUUCUAUCUUGAAGGUCCAGCACUUGCAUGGUACCAGUGGAUGCACAAGAACGUUCUCCUCACGUCAUGGGAUGCCUUUCUCCGUGCAUUGGAACUGUGUUUCGCACCAUCAAAGUUUGAGGAUCCAAUCGCUGCCCUGUGCAAGCUUUCUCAGGUCCACUCUUUCACCGAUUACAUCUCAGAAUUUGAAUCCAUUGCUAACCGCAUCUCCGGUUACCCCGCAAGCUUCUAUCUCAGUUGUUUCAUCUCCGACCUCAAGCCCCAUCUCCGCCGGGAGGUCACUGCCUUACAACCCACCGACAUGCCACAAGCUGUUGCAUUCGCUAAACUCCACGAUGAUAAGUCUAAAAUUCAACCAUUUCCAUUCUCCAAAUUUCCCAGACCACCACCUUCCCCGCCGGUGACUAAACCACUUCCUCCACUCCUUCCUACACCAACCACCAAACUUCCCAUUAAACGUCUUACGGAGGCUGAAAUGCAGGCUCGUCGGGAUAAGAAUUUGUGUUACAACUGUGAUGAACGAUAUACACGUGGCCAUCGUUGUAAGACUCAAUUCCUUCUCCUUGUCGGGACUAAUCAAUCUGACGACAUUGAUCUUCUCCUUGACAUUGAUCCGGAGCCUGACCCAUUGGCUGACCCACCUCUGGAAGCGGGUUUGAUUAGCCUUCAUUCUUUUUCGGGUCAAUGGACCCCGCGAACCUUCAGAACUACUGGGUCCAUCAAUGGCUACGAGGUUCAGAUUAUGGUUGAUAGUGGUGCUACACAUAAUUUUAUCCAAACUAAGGUGGCCCAGUUCUUAAAUCUACACUUGGAGCCCACACCUUGUCCAUUAAGAGUAAUGGUUGGCAAUGGAGACUUUUUGCCCUGCACCACAUUCUGCCCUAAAAUCCCCAUCACUAUUGCUGACCUACAAUUCCCAAUUGACCUCUACCCCUUGGACCUCUCGGGCACUGAUAUUGUCCUUGGUGUUCAAUGGCUAACACAGAUAAGCCCAUUCACCAUGGACUAUAAUGGGCCCUUCAUAAGAUUUAUGUGGGAAAACAAGAUGGUGGAACUUAAAGGAGACCAACGCCCGAAUCCCACUCCAAUAUCAACCCAUCAAUUAAAACGCCUGCAAAACACCAACAGAGUGGAAGCCCUUUUCCAACUCAUUCUAGAACCAACCCCCAAUCUCCACUUUUUUCCCACUUCCACAACACCUUCUUCUGACGCACCUCUACUUCCCUCAACCUCUAUCCCUCCGUUACAAACAUUAAUCACCACAUACUCGUUCCUUUUCUCCACCCCUUCCAGCCCCCCACCAUCCCGCUACCCUGACCAUUCCAUCACCUUACUACCAAACACUUCACCCAUCUCGGUUAGACCAUACCCCUACCCCCCCUUCCCAAAGCAAGAAACUGAGUUACAGGUACAGAAAAUAUGGAACGUGUGGCGCUUCUGCGUUGAUUAUCGUGCGCUCAACGCCGUCACCGUCAAGGACAAAUUUCCAAUUCCCACCAUCGAUGAGCUUUUAGAUGAGUUGGGUACAACAUCAUGGUUUUCUAAGCUUGAUCUCUUCUCGGGUUUCCACCAAAUCCUCAUGAAGCCUAGUGAUUCCUCAAAAACGGCUUUCCGCACCCAUAAUGGUCAUUUCGAAUUCAAGGUGAUGCCCUUCGGUCUGUGCAACGCCCCAUCCACGUUCCAGGCCACUAUGAACGACCUCUUCCGCCCUCACCUGCGUCGUUUUAUCAUCGUCUUCUUUGGCGAUAUACUGGUUUAUAUCUCUACCUUGGAAGACCACAUUCUCCACCUCGAAAUUGCAUUCAAGUUGCUCCUUGAUAACAAAUUCCAUCUCAAGGGGUCCAAAUGUCACAUUGGGCAGCAAUCGAUUCAAUACUUGGGGCAUGUGGUAUCUGCUGCUGGGGUUACACCUGACCCUAUCAAGGUUCAAGCAAUCAUUGACUGGCCGAUUCCGUUAAACCUCAAAUCCCUACGUGGAUUCCUGGGGCUUACAGGCUUCUACCGUCGUUUUGUGAAAAGGUAUGCCGCUAUCGCCUCUUCCCUUACUGAUUUACUAAAGAAAGAUAGUUUCUUGUGGACAGAUCAUGCUACGGUUGCUUUUAAUGCUCUUAAGACAGCAAUUACGUCUGCACCUGUCUUGGCGUUGCCAAACUUCGAUUCUGUCUUCGCAGUUCAAACAGAUGCUUCCGGCACGGGCAUGGGGGCCGUUCUAUCACAACAGGGACAUCCAAUUGCAUUCUUUAGUAAGCAAUUAUGUCCUAAAUUGCGCAAUUCUGUCCUAAAUUGCACAAUUCUUCUACCUACAUCAGAGAGCUAUGUGCCAUUACCUCAGCAGUGCAGAAGUGGCGAAAGUACUUGUUGGGACGCCAUUUUAUUAUUUACACUGAUCAACAAUCCAUCAAAGAUCUCCUCAGUCAAACAGCUCUUACACCAGAUCAAUCCUACUUAA
This is a messenger RNA of Cajanus cajan (pigeon pea), 2607 nucleotides long. The record is from RefSeq and is a predicted model, not a curated record. NCBI's taxonomy places the organism in Eukaryota, Viridiplantae, Streptophyta, Magnoliopsida, Fabales, Fabaceae.